CCGGCCAUCUUGGCGGCUGGUGUUGGUUGGGGGCUGUCCCGCACCUAAGGCAGGAAGAUGGUGGCCGCAAAGAAGACGAAAAAGUCUCUGGAGUCUAUCAACUCUAGGCUCCAACUUGUUAUGAAAAGUGGAAAGUACGUGCUGGGGUACAAACAGACUCUGAAGAUGAUCAGACAGGGCAAAGCGAAAUUGGUUAUCCUCGCCAACAACUGUCCAGCUUUGAGGAAAUCUGAAAUAGAAUACUACGCCAUGUUGGCGAAAACUGGUGUUCAUCACUACAGUGGCAAUAACAUUGAAUUGGGCACAGCAUGUGGAAAAUACUACAGAGUAUGCACACUGGCUAUCAUUGACCCAGGUGAUUCUGAUAUUAUUAGAAGCAUGCCAGAACAGACUGGUGAAAAGUAAACCAGGAAAGUUUUUCUUUAAUAAAACUUUACCAGA
Molecule: messenger RNA, 441 nt
Organism: Peromyscus californicus insignis
Lineage: Eukaryota; Metazoa; Chordata; Mammalia; Rodentia; Cricetidae
Gene: Rpl30
Product: ribosomal protein L30
Exons: 5
Coding region: 58-405 (115 amino acids)
Cellular component (GO): cytosolic large ribosomal subunit
Molecular function (GO): RNA binding; structural constituent of ribosome
Source: RefSeq, a predicted model, not a curated record